Molecule: messenger RNA, 1269 nt
Organism: Pelagomonas calceolata
Lineage: Eukaryota; Pelagophyceae; Pelagomonadales; Pelagomonadaceae
Source: the annotation of a GenBank genome assembly
CAGAGACAGUGUGGCCACCUGCUGUUUUUCGGCCCGUAGGGCUGCCCAGAACUGACCCUGCGACGAUGAUCUUGGUGCAAUGCGCCGCCUGCGCUGCCCCGCUCGGCUUGUCGUCUGGAAAGAAAUGCGGCCGCUGCAGCACACGCUACUGCGGGCCAGCUUGCCAGGAGCAGCACUGGAAAGAGGGCGGGCACGACAAGCUCUGCAAGAAGAUCAAGCGCGCUGGCGGCGCCGAGCAGUACAAUGCGAAUCAGAAGUACACGGCGGCCGUGACGAUCGCGGCGGAGGCGUGCGCGGACGACACCAAGGGCCAGACGUGCUACAUCUGCACGCAGGCCCUCCAUUGGAAAACGAAGGAGGGUCUCGUGCGCAUGUGCGCGUGCCGCGGGACGGCGGGCUUCGCGCAUGUUUCUUGUCUGGCGGAGCAGGCGAAGAUUUCGGUCGCGGAGGCCCUGGAGAACAAUUUGGAUGGCGAGAGAUGGUCUUCGAGGUGGGGGCGGUGGGACACGUGCAGCCUGUGCGAACAAGAGUACCACGGCGUCGUGCGGUGCGCGCUCGGGUGGGCGUGCUGGAAGACGUAUGUGGGUCGGGCGGAGAAUGACUGGCCUCGGCUGGGUGCGAUGAGCGCGCUUGGGAACGGAUUAUCCGUUGCAAAACAAUACGCGGACGCGUUGGCCGUGAGAGAGGCCGAGUUGGCUAUGAAGCGGCGGCUUGGCGCAGAUGAAGAUAGCAUUCUCGUCGUGCAGAGCAAUCUUGCGAGCACGUAUCAAUUUCUCGGACGGCGUGAGGAGGCACUGUCUCUGCGACGUGUCGUGUACUCCGGACGUGUAAAUCUCGUAGGCGAAGAUCAUAGAGGCACCCUCGGGGCAGCUGUCAACUACGCCUCGACCCUCUUCGCUCUGGACCACUACGCAGAAGCCAGGGCACUACUACGCAAAACGGUUCCCGCGGCGCAACGCGUUCUCGGUGAGAAUCAUAUGAUCACGCUCAAGAUGAGGAAAGUUUACGCGCAGUCGCUCUGCGGCGACCCCGCCGCCACGCUCGACGAUCUCGGCGAGGCCUUGACGACGCUCGAGGAGACGGGACGGACCGCGCGGCGCGUGCUCGGGGGUUCGCACCCUUUCGUUGUGGAUACUGAAAGGUUCCUGCGAGGGCUGCUCGAAGCCCUCGACGCCCGCGAAGCGUCAGAGACGGGGGUCGACGUGAACUCCGUCCGCGAGGCGAUGGAAGCGAUGACGCCCGGGGAUGCGUAACUAGUACAUGCAAGCA